Arabidopsis arenosa is the source of this 1554-nucleotide messenger RNA. Lineage: Eukaryota; Viridiplantae; Streptophyta; Magnoliopsida; Brassicales; Brassicaceae. The record is from the annotation of a GenBank genome assembly.
CAAAUUCCGAAAUUACCCUCAAACCCGAUCAUGGAAGAAUCAUCAAACCAACGAUCUCAACAAUUCCUCAACUGCUCAACCCGACCCGACCCGAUCAACAAACCACCGGAAUCACCAGCCACCAAAUUCUCGUUCCCGAAUCUCCUUCUCUGGUUUGAUCAAUCAAAUUGCGUUAAAACUCUCACUUCAUGGUCCAUCUUCUUCCUCCUCGCCGUCAUCGUCCCAAUGAUCUCUCACUUCGUAUUAAUCUGCGCCGAUUGCGAUUUCAAACACCGCCGUCCUUACGACGGAUUAGUGCAGCUUUCGUUAUCGAUCUUCGCCGGAAUCUCGUUCGUUAGUCUCUCAGAUUGGUCCAAGAAAUAUGGAAUCCGAAGAUUUCUCUUCUUCGAUAAGCUUAAAGAUGUUACCGAUAAAGUUAGGAUCGGAUACGAAGCUGAAAUCCAGAGAUCAAUGAAGCUACUAGCUAUCUUCGUCCUCCCAUCGAUAACGCUUCAAGCUAUCUAUCGCAUUUGGUGGUAUGCUUCAGGCUUUAACCAAAUCCCUUACAUCAUCAACCCAAUGCUGAGCCAUGUCUUAGCCUGCACACUCCAGCUCUCUUCUUGGCUCUACCGUACAUCACUCUUCAUCAUCGCUUGUAUCCUCUACAAAAACAUCUGCCACCUCCAGGUCCUCCGUCUUGAUGAAUUCGCCCGUUGUUUCGCCUCUGAGAUCAAAGAUUUUAACUCCAUACUCGCCGAGCAUCUCAAAAUCCGGCGUGAACUGAAGAUUGUUAGUCACCGUUUCAGGCGAUUCAUUCUUUUGUCAUUGUUUUUCGUCACUGCCACUCAGUUCAUGGCAUUGCUUACCACCAUCAGAGCUAGUGUUCCUUUUAAUAUUUACGAAGUUGGCGAACUCGCGUUAUGCUCCAUAAGCUUGGUAUCAGGGCUAUUCAUAUGCUUGAAAAGUGCAACGCAGAUGACUCAUAAAGCUCAAUCUGUUACGAGCAUCGCCACAAAGUGGAACGUUUGCGCAUCUUUAGAUACAUUUGAUGUUCUUGAUGAUGGAGAGACUCCUAAAUGUCCAACGACCAUACAACACUCCCAGAUUUUAUCGCGUCGUCGUAAUGUUAUUCAAUCAUCUGACGACGAUGAAGAAGGAGAAGGAGAUCACAAUGAUCUUGAUAUACAUCCAAUCUUUGCCCGCGCUAUUUCUUCCCAGAAACGUCAAGCUCUAGUGACCUAUCUAGAGAACAACAGAGCAGGGAUCACUGUUUAUGGAUUCUUGGUGGAUAAAACAUGGUUGCGUAUGAUCUUUAGCAUCGAGCUUGCUCUUCUUCUAUGGCUACUCAAAAAGACAAUCGUGAACAUAACAUGAAAACGAAAUCAGUGUCACACAACACACGACGAGAUUAGUACCAAAGAUGUUUUAUUUCAACAAUGGCGAUAUAACAGAUUUUUUUUUGUAGAUCGUCUAUAGAUACAAAUAUUCAAUGUGUGUAUUUCCUUUUUUAGUUAUAUAUAUGCGUCCAGAUCAUGUUUAUUGAUUGUGUGUAAAAAGUAAAAACUGAUUUUUGAA